This is a messenger RNA of Cyprinodon tularosa, 3235 nucleotides long. It is a transcript of the gene slc9a5, whose product is annotated as solute carrier family 9 member A5. Gene Ontology annotation, molecular function: sodium:proton antiporter activity. The transcript has 16 exons. NCBI's taxonomy places the organism in Eukaryota, Metazoa, Chordata, Actinopteri, Cyprinodontiformes, Cyprinodontidae. Gene Ontology annotation, cellular component: membrane. The record is from RefSeq and is a predicted model, not a curated record. Gene Ontology annotation, biological process: regulation of pH; sodium ion transport; proton transmembrane transport. The coding region runs from base 20 to 2968 and encodes 982 amino acids.
GGAGGAGGAGGAGGUGUGUAUGGAUGUAGGGAGCCGGCCGCCGGCCUCCCUCCCUCCGCGGCUCCUCUCCUCUAUAAAAGCUGAGCGGGAUGUCAGCGCGAUGAGCUCCGGGAUGAAGAUGCUGCUGCUCGGUGUGACGCUGCUGCUGCUCCGGGCCGCCGGAGCAGACCUGUCCGGGUCAGCCGCUCCGCACCCCGGGCCGGUUCUCUCCUCACCCUCCGCCCCGCCGCUCGGGGCUCCCGGAGUCGCCCUGAGCCGCUCGGCGGUGGAGGAGGAGCAGGAGGCGGAGGAGCACCACGGCGGCGGGUACCGGGUGGUGCAGUGGGAGUGGAGCUACGUCCAGACUCCCUACAUCAUCGCCAUCUGGCUGCUCGUGGCCAGCGUGGCCAAGAUCCUGUUCCACUUCUCCCAGCGGUUUACAACUGUGGUGCCAGAGAGCUGCAUGCUGAUCCUGCUGGGUCUGGUUCUGGGCGGGGUCGUCCUCAUAGCCAGUAAGAAGCAGCUGUACCAGCUGGACCCCUCCCUCUUCUUCCUCUUCCUGCUGCCGACCAUCGUCGGGGACGCCGGCUACUUCAUGCCGGCUCGGCUCUUCUUCGACAACCUGGGAUCCAUCCUGACGUACGCCGUGGUGGGCACGCUGUGGAACGCCUUCUGCACCGGCUUCAGUCUGUACGCAGCCAAGCUGCUGGGCGUUAUAGAUGAACGCGUUCAGGCCGAGUUGAUGGACUUCCUGCUGUUCGGCGCCCUGAUCUCGGCCGUGGAUCCGGUGGCGGUUCUGGCGGUCUUUGAGGAGGUCCACGUCAACGAGAUGCUCUUCAUCAUCGUGUUUGGAGAAUCGCUGGUGAACGACGCCGUCACCGUGGUUCUCUAUAAAGUCUAUAUUUCCUUUGUGGAAGUGGGACCGGGGAACGUCCAGACAGCCGAUUACUUUAAAGGAGUGGCUUCAUUCCUCAUCGUCAGCAUCGGGGGCACUCUGGUGGGUCUGGUCUUUGCCGUCAUCCUCGGCUUCAUCACCCGCUUUACCAAGAAGGUCCGCAUCAUCGAGCCCCUCUUCGUUUUCCUGAUGGUCUACCUGGCCUACCUGACCGCCGAGCUCUUCUCGCUGUCCGCCAUUCUGUCAAUGACCUUCUGUGGCAUCGGAGCCAACAAAUACGUGGAGGCCAACAUUUCACAGAAGUCUCGGACCACCGUCAAAUAUACGAUGAAGACCCUGGCCAGCAUUGCGGAAACCAUCAUCUUCAUCUUUUUGGGAAUCUCAGCAGUGGACAAGUCCAAAUGGGCCUGGGACACAGGGCUGGUGUCCUGCACCCUGGUCUUCAUCUUUGUUUUCAGAGCCGUGGGUGUGGUUGGUCAGACUUGGGUUCUGAACCGAUUCCGGCUCGUCCCGUUGGACAAGAUCGACCAGGUGGUGAUGUCAUACGGUGGCCUGCGGGGGGCAGUUGCCUUCGCUCUGGUGGUGCUGUUGGACGGCGAGCAGGUCAAAGCCAAAGAUUACUUUGUUGCCACGACGAUUGUGGUGGUCUUCUUCACAGUCAUGUUCCAGGGUUUGACCAUCAAACCUUUGGUGAAGUGGCUGAAGGUCCCUCGCUCCACCAACAGGAAGCCCACCAUCAACGAGGAGAUCCAUGAGAGGGCCUUCGACCACAUCCUGACCGCAGUGGAGGACAUUGCAGGCCUCCAGGGGUAUCACCACUGGAGAGACAAGUGGGAACAGUUUGAUAAGAACUACCUGAGCAAGCUGCUGCUGAGGAAGUCGGUCUACAGGAAGAGCGAGCUGUGGGAGGCCUACCAGAAGAUCAACAUCCGAGACGCCAUCAGCGUCAUCGACCAGGGUGGGAACUUCCUGACUUCAGCCAGGCUGUCUCUGCCUUCCAUGGCCAGCAGAGCCUCGUUCCCUGAAGUCACCAACGUCACCAACUACCUGCGGGAGAACGGCAGCGGCGUGUGUCUGGACCUCCAGGUGAUCGACAACGUCCCUGGAUCCAAGGUGGAGGAGGACAUGGAGACGCAUCACGUCCUGGCGGGGAACCUUUACAAGCCCAGAAAACGGUACCAGUCCCACUACAGCCGACACUUCAUGCCGCUGGGAGAGAAGGAGCGUCAGGACCGGGAGGUGUUCCAGAGGAACAUGAGGAGCCGCAUGGAGACCUUCAAAUCCACCCGACACAAACGGCACAAGAAGGAACGGAGCCUGAAGAAGCGCCGAGGAUCCGACUCUAAGGAUGAGGGAGGAGACAAACCCAGACGUAACGUCAGCUGGCAGGACAAAGAUCCUGUGGUCGUUCCUGUGGAACCUGAAGAGGACAAAGCCGAUCACUCCGACCCGGAAAAGGAGGAAGAUGUCGGCAUCACCUUCGUGGCUCGGAAGGCGGAGACGCCCAAACAGCGACCCAAAUCCGUCCCAGCAGCUCUGGACGUCUGUCAGAGCCCCCCACCCCACACCCCCUCCCCUCCCGCUGCAGACAGCCAUUUGCCGUGGAAGGGAAGCGUUGGAGCCCCUCCCCCGUGUGUUUCUGUGGAGGCCACCAAGAUCAUCCCUGUGGACCUGCAGCAGGCCUGGAACCAGAGCAUCUCCUCCCUGGAGAGCAUCUCCUCCCCACCUGCCCCCACUGAGCCCGUCCACCCUCGCGUCAGCGCCCUCUCCAGGCUGGGAGGACCCCGGCCGCUCUCCUACACAGGGCCGACGGCGGGGCCCCCGCUGCCCCAGGCCUCCUUCAGCUUUCCAGAGAGGAAGAAGAAGCAGCAGGUGGAGGAGGAGGAAGAGGAGGAGGAGCCUGGGGCGUCGCAGGAAAUGCAGCCGCUCAUGUCGCCCCUGAGGCUCCCCGGGUCACCGCCGCCCGCGCCCCCACCUGCUCCACCGCCGGGUUCUGGGAGGAGGAGGAACCCCUGCGUGUAUCUGAGGAGCCUGGUGACCACGCCCCCCGGUGGCAGCAGUGAGCCUCACAGUCACAGACCCACGCAGCUCUGAACGCAGACCCAGGAGUUCCACCAAUCAGAAACCAGCUCCGUCCCCCCGCCCAUAAAACUGAAUCACAUGACCAAAGGGUGUCCAACCUCUGAUCUUUACCACAUCAUCACCAGCUGGACGAUCAUUUAAUCACGUCUCCUCAGCCUCCUUCAUCAUCACCUUGUGCAGCAAAAAUAUUCAUUUGUGCUGCUUUGGAUUUGAAGAUAUUAAUGAAUAUGUAAAGGUCAAAAGGUCAAGCAGCCCCCCCACCUUAUUCAAACCAGACAA